UGUAUUUCUAGAGUUUGAUAGCUAUUGAAAAAAAUUAGAUUACAUAAAAAAUAUCGAGAUUCAAGUUAUUCUCAUUAAUGAAGUAUCUAGGAUAUAAUUGCAAAAAAAAAAACAUAUAUAAAAUUAAAGGUGUAGAAAUUCUUGAGCUUCACAGUGUUCAAUUAUCAAAGAAUGGUCUUAAAAAUUUGAGCUCCUGACUUCCUGGGAUCAAAAUGGAGAACAGAUUAUCUUGACGGGCAACUGCUGAAAAAGAAGUUGAAGAUUGCAUCGAAGAUGGUGAAACAUCGGUUGAGGGAGUCUAUAAAAUCUCUAUUUGGAAGCCACAUAGACCCUGAAAAAGAAGAGCAGCUGCAAGGAGCUAAAACAGGUACAUUUUUAAAACAAGAUCACACCGAGCCGCCGCCAUGACAACUGAAAUAAGAUAUCAUGAAAUAUAAUGAUGACUAAUUUGUUAAUUAUUUGUGUAUCACUUUGUGAUGAUGAUGUAACAAGUGAUUUUCUUCUCUUCCUUUCCUACAGAAAUUCAAGACAAAGUGAAAAGGAUGUUCAAACUUGUUAAAGAUGGAAAUCUUGAAGAAGAUGGCACCUCACUAGAACUUUCUAAGAAGGAAUCACUUCUUAAAUUGAUCGAGGAUUUCCACAAUCAAUACCAAACACUCCAUGCAAAAUAUGAUCAUCUAACGGGUGAAUUGAGGAAAAAUAUUAAUGGCAAGCGAGAAAAAAGAAGUUCUUCAUCCUGCUCAGACUCAGACUCAGAUUCAGAUUACUCUUCAAGGGACAAAGACAGCAAAAAUGGACGACUGGAAAAUGAAUUUCAAAUGGUAAUUGAUGGCAUAAAGCAAGAACUUGAAAUGGCGCAAAUAGAAGUUACUGAAUUGAAUCGAAAGUUGACAAUUACAUGUGAAGAGAAAGAUGAUCUAAAUUCAAAAUAUCUUGCAGCAUUGAGCAUGAUACAAUCAGCAGACAAAAUAAAAAUGAUUUUGAAGACCGAUGCUGAAGCAUUAGGUAUUCAAAGAUCAAAACUUUUGGUUGAGAACGAUGAACUAAAGAAGCAACUGGACACUGCUGUCAAGAUGGAAGCUGAACUGAAUCAAAGGUUGGAGAACUUGAAGAGAGAAAAAGAUAAUUUGACCUCAGAGAAAGAAACAGCUUUCCUACGGAUUGAGGAGGAGCGAAAGAUUACAGAUAGCCUGAAAACCAUGGCUGAUCAACUGAAAGAUGAGAAAUUAGCCCUCGGAAAAGAAUUACAAGUUGUUACAGGGGAACUUUCCAUUCUCAAGCAGAGGUUGGAACAUGCAGAACAGCAUACGACAAAUAUAAGGCACAAUCUGAAGGUUGCUGAGGAAGAAAAUGAAUCUUUAAAGUUGAGACUUUCACAGGUUUCAAAUGAGAUUCUGCUGGCUCACGACAGAAUAGAAGAACUUAUAACUGAAUCAACUCAGCUAAAGGAGAAACUGGAUGAGAGAGAAAGGGAAGUUUCAACCCUCACUCGGAUGCAUGAAGGGUAUGAAAAUGAAUCCUCAAAUCAAAUCAAGGCACUAGAGGCCCAAGUCACAGACCUGGAGCUGGAAUUGGAAUCACUGCAAUCCCAGAAAAGAGACAUGGAAGAGAAAAUUAAGUGUAGCACAACCGAAGCCAGGGAACUAGGAGAGCACAAUUCAGGGCUUCAAAACCAAAUAUCAGAACUUGAAGUGAAGUUCAAUGAAAGAGAACAGGAACUAUCUGCUCUCAUGAAGAAACUUGAAAACAAUGAGAUUGAGUCAUCGUCUAAAAUAGCAGAUUUGACAUCUCAGAUAAACAAUCUGCUGACUGAUAUGGGUGCACUACAUGCUCAGAAAAAUGAAAUUGAAAAGCAGAUGCUUUUUACAAGUAACGAAGCAUCAACUCGAGUCAAAAGCAUUACAGAUAAGAUCAAUGUAUUGCAGCAGGAAGUGGAGUCCCUACAACACCACAAAUCUGAAUUGGAAAUUCAACUUGAGGAAAAAGUCCAAGAAAAUUCAGAAUAUGUGAUUCAAAUACAGACUCUGAAAGAGGAGGUUGACAGAAAAACCACGGAACAAAAGAGGCUUAUGGAGGACAUGGAAAAUUCAAUCAUGCAGAUAAGGAAUCUGGAACUAGAGAUGAACAUCAUCAAGAACCAGAAGAGUGAAGAUGAAAAGCAAAUAAGGGAUAACAGCAAUAAGAUCAGUCAGCUGGGGGAGGAGAAAUUGGAGCUACACGAGGAAAUAGCUGAAUUGGAGAAAAGAUCAGUAGAGAGAGAGUUCAAGUUCUCUGCUCUCCAGGAUAAACUUAAAGAAGUAGAGGAGUUGGGUUCAGCCCAAAUAAUGGCCUUCACCGAGCAGAUUAACAAUCUUCAACAUGAUUUGCUUUCCCUGCAGAAUGAGAAACAUGAAUUGGCACAACAGUAUGAAUGGCUGAAGUUUGAGGUGGAUUCUUUACAAAGCCACAAGAGCAAAGUUGAGGAGCAAAUGAGAGCUAAAGACAACGAGAAAAGUGAGCUGAGAGAAGAAAUUUUGGAAUUGCAGGGCAAAAUUAUUGUGCUGGAGAAAACAUUAGCAGAGAAAGAGGUCGAGUUAUCUGCUUUACAGGACAAACUUCAUGAAGAAGAGCACAAUGCUUCAGCUCGAACAAUGGCGUUCACAGCCCAAGUUGACAAUCUGCAAAAAGACUUGCUUUCAUUGCAGAAAGAGAAAGAAGAAUUAGCACUCCUCUGUUUAAGAAUUAAGGAAGAACAUGCAGAAAGCCUUGUAAUGGUAGAGAAUGAAAAGAAUGAGUUAGCAAGCAAAUCGAUGGAUCACCGGAGAACGUUGGAAGAACGAGAAGAUGCAUGUCAGAAAUUAAAUGAAGAAUAUACAAAAACUGAUAAUUGGUUUAAGGAAUGCAAGGUGAAACUAGAAGUUACAGAGAAGAAGAUGGAACAAAUGGAAGAAGAGUUUCAUAAAGACAUUGACUCGAAAGACCAAAUGGUAGCUGAUUUGGAACAAACAGCACAAGACCUGAAAAGAGACCUCGAAGAGAAAGGAGAUGAAAUGGGUACUUUGCUUGAGAAUCUCCGCAUGCUUGAAGUUAAGCAUCGUCUGUCAAACCAGAAGCUCCGUGUAACAGAACAGUUGCUAAGCGAGCAAGAAGAGAGCUUUAGAAAAACGGAAGAGCAGUUCCAGAAAGAUCAGACAUCACUUGAAGACAGGAUUGCUACUUUGUCAGCAACAGUAGCAGCUAAAGAUGAAGCUUAUCAGAAAAUUAUCACUAAUAUUGAAGAGAGUGUGAAUAGUGUGAUGACGGGCAUGGAAACUAUUUUCUGGAAAUUUUCUGAUGAGUAUGCAAAUUACGAGAACAAUAUCUCAGACAUCUCACAUGAGCUUCAGAUUGCAAAGAAAUGUGUCAGGGAGAUGAAUAAGGAAAAGGAGCAGUUAAAGAAGGAGAGAAACCAUUUGGUGGAGCAGUUGAAGGAUAAAAAUGAAAAGGAAUUGGCUUUGAGGCAGAUGGUUGAGAAGCUAGAGGUAACAGCAAGGAAGGAAGAAUUAGGGAAGAAGAAUCUGACAACAACUGUAGUUCAACUUGAGAAGACAGUUGGAGAACUGGAAAAACUGAUGAAAGAGAAAGAUGAAGGAAUGUUGUAUUUGGGGGAGGAAAAGAGAGAAGCCAUUAGACAGCUGUGUUUGUGGAUCGAUUAUCAUCAUAGUCGUUAUGACUAUCUCAAGGACAUUUUAUCCAAGACUCGCAGAGACCAGAGAGCCACAUAA
Gastrolobium bilobum is the source of this 3743-nucleotide messenger RNA. Its product is annotated as COP1-interactive protein 1-like. Bases 543 to 3743 code for a protein of 1066 amino acids. The transcript has a single exon. Gene Ontology annotation, molecular function: actin binding. Lineage: Eukaryota; Viridiplantae; Streptophyta; Magnoliopsida; Fabales; Fabaceae. The record is from RefSeq and is a predicted model, not a curated record.